CAUUGUAUUGAAGGGCUUCUCCUGACAGUUAAAUAAUUAAUUUCUCAAUUUCUCCGGCAACUUCUGAUGCAUUCACCCACUCAGAUAGCGAGGGUUUUCAUAUCGAAAAAAUUCCGGCUCUGCUCGAACCAUGAACGAGCCCCUACCGUCCCCCGAGGACUCGUACCUCACCUGUGAGAUCAACGGUUCCCAGUACAUCCUCCAGACAGUCCCCAGUUCCCCCGAGGCCUUCAUAAACAUUGAGAACCUCGACGAGGACUCAACGACCUUCACCUCGCCGACCUCUGACGCCGAGCCCCCAGGAGAAUCAGAGCAACCGACCGACAACGAGGAGCAGACGCUCCCCCUGGUGUGCCUCGGCGGCCAGAUCUACGCAGUGAAGGACGGCCAGCUCCAGGAGCUGAACCUGAGUCCCCUCCAAGCAGGAGCUUUGUACUUCGAGACGCCCCAGAGCCCCGAGAAAUCCCCCGCAGACCUCAACCUUUCUAAAAAACCAGAAAUCCCUGAAGAAUCUAUUGAAGCAUCUGCCUCGGACAAUUCCCCCCAGGAAGUGCCAAACGACAAACAGGAUCAUGCAGAGGAGUUCCACGAGGAGCAGAUACUCGACGAAUCUGAGGGAGACAGCCAGGACCUCCAGGAUAAGGAGCUGAACGCCAACGACUUCAUCGAAGUGGUGACAGCCUUCAAAUGCAAGAUCUGUCCGUACACGACUCAAGACCGCUCCGAACUCCUCAAGCACUUCAAGAAGACCCACACGAACCCCUCGACCACGUCCCCCCUGGACUCCCUGAAGAUCGACGACGUCAAGCUCAUGUACAUGUGUGGCGAGUGCUCCAACUGCUUCCCCUCGAUGGAGACCUGUCGAGAGCACAUGAUCAAGGACCACCAGCUGACGGACAACCCCUCAGAGUCACCAACGCUCAAGCCCCUGAGCCCCAACGAGGAGGAGCCCGAGGCGAAACAGAAUGGCAAGACGAAGGGCUCAAAACUCAUGGAGAUCAGGGAGAAGAACGUGCGAUGCAAGUACCGGGGGUGCGUCCACAAGUUCAGCUCUAAGGAGAUGAUGCAGGAGCACGCCAACUGCCACGUCGACUCAGGAACAGUGAAUUCGUACAAAUGCAGCAUCUGUCAGGAUGUGAAGUUUGUCAAGUGGAGGGGCUGCCUCAUUCACCUCUGGAAGAAGCAUCAGGUGGACAUUGACCUCCUCUCCUGUCCCAUUUGCAAGAGCUACAAGACUGCCACGAUGAUGAAGCUGUCGUCUCACAUGAGGGUGCACAGUGACGAUAGGGACUUCGAGUGCCCACACUGUGGAAAGAGGUUCAAGCAGUCGAGUCAGCUGCGAAAUCAUCGAGUCCUGCAUCUGGACAGAAAGUCCGGGGAAAUUCCCAGGUGGUACACCUCCAAGACCUGCGAGAUGUGUGGGAAAACGUAUGCGGACGCCAAGUGUCUCAAGAAUCACAUGCAGGCGGUGCACUCCAAGCUCAGACCCUACGUCUGCAAUAUCUGCGGCCACUCGAGCUCCAGGAAGGCCAUGCUGCAGAUGCAUCUCAGACAGCACACGGGGGACAAACCCUUCAACUGUGAUCUCUGUGAGUUCAAGACUGGCGAUCACAACUCCCUGAGGCGGCAUGUCAUGAGGCACACGGGGGUGAGACCCUACAAGUGCCCUCACUGCUCGUAUUCCGCGAUACAGAGCAAUAGUUAUAAGAAUCAUCUCAAGGCCAAGCAUCCCGAGUCCUCGGGGAUAUUCACCUGUGAUUUGUGCUCGUUCAGGACGGUUAAGAAGGAGAGCUAUCUGGAGCAUGUGGGGGGACAUGAGAAGGGCCUCAUCAAGAGCACUGUCAGGAAGGGAGAGAAGGAUAAAGAUGCCAACAAUGUUGAAGUAUUUCCUGGUAACAUAGCAGCAGCUCAGUUAAUCUACAGCUGCCUAGGGGCAUUCUCAAAGGUUGGAAAUACAAUUGAAGCGAGUUUAAUGUCUUCCUCAACGUCAGCUGAUGGCACGUCCCAGACCAUCACCAUUCAAAUACCCUCGAAACACCUUGAGGGCUCUCUACCAAUGUCAGAUAAUUCCAUCAAGAACUCAUCGACGAUCGAGCAGGAAGACGACGAGACCAUGCACUGCUUUCUCAAGAUCCCUCAUGAGGAGGAGGAGAAUAUCGACACUGGUGGCAUCACCAUUCCCGCUGAACUCGAUGACACCGAGCCCCAGAUUCUGAACGUUGAAUCGUAAUUGGGGUGGACGAGUGUCCAUGCUUUUUUCUAAGGUCGACCCUAGUCACUAUUUUUACUGUUGUUAUUGAAAAGGGGAAAACAGAAAAAAAACGGAGGGAGAUUUUCAGAGGUCAUAAUUUUCUCGUAGUGUACAGUUCUUGAUUUUUCCAUUGAGCUUCCCGUAGUUUUACUGAGAGAAAACAAUGAAAAAUAACGAAAAUUCAGUAAUUCGAUAGCGAAACGUAAUCUUCAAAAUGGAAAUUAGUUCCUGAAGAAUUACAGGAGAAAAAAAUGACGAAAUUUCAUGGCAAGUUGAUGAAUUUUGUUACUAUUUUCUGAAAUAUCCCCUCAUUCUCCGCAAAAAUUUAUUAAAACGGAGAUGUACAGAAACUUAAUGAUAUAACGUAACGAAACAAUUCUUUGCAUGUUUAUAAAUACGGAAUUACCUCGAUAACUAAUUAUUUUAGAACAAAAUGCCAUGAAGUCAUUUAUCUUUCCAUGUUCUACGUAAUUAACAAUAACUUAAUUUUCACAACCUCUUCGUUCCAUUUUGACUUAUUGGUCAUCUUUUCCAACAGAAGCAUUGGAAAUUAGAUAAACUCAUCACAUAUUCAUAUUACGAAUCCUCAUUUUUUUACGGUACAUUUAAUUCGUCAUCACUUAGUUCUAUUUCUCAAGAGAAAAAAUAUUCCUGGGUAAUGUGUCAUGUAAAAAAAUGGGUACGAAAUACUUGAAAUAAGUGAGUCUUACAAGUAUUUGUCCUGGUUACAUUUAUUUAUAAUUGUAUGAUAAAACGACACGCGUUUUACAAUAAAAACUUAAAAAUUCACAGUUGCAAUAUCAUUUGAAUGACUGGAAAAUUAAUGUCUUUCAAAUAAGAUUUGUUUUUUUACAAGAGCUCAAAGUUCAAUAAACGUUUAGUUCUACAAUAAAAAAAACACGUAUUAAUUCUUUCGUUGAGAUAUUGGAAGAACCCACGUUACGAUUUAACACACAUAUGCAUCCGUAUCGAGUCGCCAACAGUCACGUAAUAAAAAUAGGAAAUUAGGAAGCUAAGCGGCGUUUUGUACUGCUGACAAAUUAACUAAUUAGAAAAUACAGUGUAUAAAAUUAAGGGAAUGGUGGGUUUCAUUGGGAAAAUCAGGUGACUGAGUGGAUUUUCAUGAAAGAUUGUUACGUCUUCGGCUUGGAAUUGUUUCAAUUAUUGGAGCAAACUGAUACGGUUUUUCCUUCGUUAUGUACAACUAAUUAUACAUCGAUACUAGAAAUUCGUCUGACAU
Messenger RNA from Diachasma alloeum, 3491 nucleotides. Its product is annotated as zinc finger protein 729. The coding region runs from base 131 to 2230 and encodes 699 amino acids. The transcript has 3 exons. NCBI's taxonomy places the organism in Eukaryota, Metazoa, Arthropoda, Insecta, Hymenoptera, Braconidae. The record is from RefSeq and is a predicted model, not a curated record.